Molecule: messenger RNA, 3573 nt
Organism: Erinaceus europaeus (western European hedgehog)
Lineage: Eukaryota; Metazoa; Chordata; Mammalia; Eulipotyphla; Erinaceidae
Gene: CACNA2D4
Product: calcium voltage-gated channel auxiliary subunit alpha2delta 4
Exons: 32
Coding region: 125-2644 (839 amino acids)
Cellular component (GO): voltage-gated calcium channel complex
Molecular function (GO): voltage-gated calcium channel activity
Source: RefSeq, a predicted model, not a curated record
AGGCAUCAAAUGGACACCUGAUGAGAACGGAGUCAUUGCCUUUGACUGUCGAAACCGUGGCUGGUACAUUCAGGCGGCCACUUCUCCCAAGGACAUUGUGAUUCUGGUGGACACAAGCGGCAGCAUGAAGGGGCUUCGGAUGGCAAUCGCCAAGCACACCAUCACCACCAUCGUGGACACUCUGGGAGAGAAUGACUUUGUCAACAUCAUCGCGUACAAUGACUACAUCCAUUACAUCGAGCCUUGCUUCAAAGGGAUCCUUGUCCAGGCGGAUCGAGACAACCGUGAGCACUUCAAGCAGCUUGUGGGGGAUCUGAUGGUCAAAGGUGUGGGUAUCGUGAGCCAAGCCUUGAGCGAAGCCUUCAAGAUCCUGAAACAGUUCCAAGAGGCCAGACAAGGAAGCCUCUGCAACCAGGCCAUCAUGCUGAUCACUGAUGGGGCCGUAGAGGACUACGAGCCUGUGUUUGAGAAGUACAAUUGGCCAGACCGCAAGGUCCGAAUCUUCACUUACCUGAUUGGGAGAGAAGUGACUUUCGCUGACCGCUUGAAGUGGAUCGCAUGCAACAACAAAGGUUAUUACACACAGAUCUCCACACUGGCUGACGCCCAGGAGAACGUGAUGGAAUACCUGCACGUGCUCAGCCGCCCCAUGGUCAUCAAGCACGACCAUGACAUCACCUGGACAGAAGCCUACCUGGACAGCAAGCUGUUCACCUCUCAGGCCCAGAGCCUGACGCUUCUUACCACGGUGGCCAUGCCCGUCUUCAGCAAGAAGAACGAAACGAGAACCCAUGGCAUUCUCCUGGGCGUGGUAGGCUCCGAUGUGGCCCUGAGAGAGCUCAUGAAACUGGCACCCCGGUACAAGCUGGGAGUGCACGGGUAUGCCUUUCUGAACACCAACAAUGGCUACAUCCUCUCACAUCCUGACCUCCGACCCCUGUACAAACAGGGGAAGAAAUUGAUCCCCAAGCCCAACUACAACAGCGUGGAUCUUUCUGAGGUGGAGUGGGAAGACCAAGAUGAAACACUGAGGACAGCCAUGAUCAAUGGAGAGACAGGCUCUUUCUCUAUGGACGUGAAGGUUCCACUGGACAAAGGGAAGAGGGUUCUCUUCCUGACCAAUGACUACUUCUACACAGACAUCAGUGACACGCCAUUCAGCUUGGGGGUGGUGCUCUCAAGGGGCCAUGGAGAAUACAUCCUUCUGGGGAAUACAUCUGUGGAAGAAGGCCUGCAUGACCUGCUUCACCCGGACCUCAGCCUGGCCAGUGACUGGACCUACUGCAUCACUGACAUUGACCCAGACCACCGCAAGCUCAGCCAGCUGGAGGCCAUGGUCCGCUUCCUGCUCAGGGAGGACCCAGACCUGAAGUGUGACGAGGAGCUGGUGAGGGAGGUUCUGUUUGAUGCCGUGGUGACCGCCCCCAUGGAGGCAUACUGGACAGCCCUGGCUCUCAACGUCUCUGACGAGUCUCAGCAGGCGGUGGACAUGGCCUUCCUGGGCACCAGGGCUGGUCUCCUAAGAAGCUGCUUGUUCGUGGGCUCUGAGAGGGUCUCUGACAAGAAAUUCUUGACUCUGGAAGACGAGGCCAAUGUGUUCACCAUGGACCACUUCCCUCUGUGGUACCGCCGGGCCGUCCAGCAGCCUGCUGGCAGCUUUGUCUUCAACCUGAACUUUGCAGAAGGACCAGAAGGUCUGGGUGAGCCUGUGGCAGUAACAGCCAGCACAGCCGUGGCCGUGACAGUGGACAACAAGACAGCCGUCGCUGCAGCGGUGGGCAUCCAGCUGAAACUGGACUUCCUGCAAAGUGCAUUCUGGGCAGCAACACAGCAGUGCAGCACUAUGGACGGACCCUGCACAAACACCUGCCAGGAUAAUGACCUGGACUGCUUUGUCAUUGACAACAAUGGCUUCAUUCUGCUGUCAGAGAGGCCCCAGGAGAUGGGAAGAUUCCUGGGGGAGGUGGACGGUGCACUCAUGACUCAGCUGCUUGGCAUGGGUGUGUUCAUCCAUCGCAGAGUGACAAUGUAUGACUACCAAGCCAUGUGCAGACUUGCAAGUCACCACCACAGUGCCGCCCAACCACUGGCUAGUCCUCUCUCUGCGUUCCUGUCUGCAGCCAGGUGGCUGGUAUAUGAGUUCUUCCUGUGCUUGCUGGAGUGGGGUGCCUGGGACCCCUGGAUUGCAGACAGCAGGGCUGAGGCAAAGUCUGUCUUUCAUCACUCCCACAAGCACAAGAAGCAGGAUCUGCUGCAGCCCUGUGACACCAAGUACCCGGUGUUCGUGCACCAGACGGCAGUGCGGGAGGCCAAUGGGAUCAUCCAGUGCGGGGCCUGCCAGAAGAAUUUUGUGAUGCAACAGAUUAUGAACAGCAACCUGCUCCUCCUGGCCACAGACACGACCUGUGACUGCAGCGUCUUCCCACUGGUCCGGCAGGAGGCCACAGAAGUCCAGUAUAUCGCCUCUGUCAAGUGCAACCGGCUGCGCUCCCAGAAGCAGCGGCGGCGGCCAGGCUCCUGCCAUGCCUUCCACCCAGAGGAGAACGCCCAGGACUGUGGUGGCACUGCUGACAGGUCAGCCGCAGUCUCCCUGCUACUGCUGCCUCUGUGUGUCUGGGUGCUGCCACCCCAGCUGCUGUGGUGACACCCUCACCCCCAUGCCUGUUCUGAUAAGGCCAUGUUUCUGGAGACACUUCUGAGAACCAGACACUGUGGUGGGGCCUGGCUCAAUACACCCAGGUCAAGGCUUCCCUCAGUCUUGAUGUUAAGUGUUCCAGCCUCUUGAACCAGCUAGACGGAGACAGAGACCACCUCACAAAGGUCUUCUGAGAUCACCUAUGCCAAGUCUGAUGGGAAGCUUCCCAUCUCUGCUACUUUCUCUUCAGGAUUCCAGCGUGAUAUCUCUUUAGGUCAAGCCAAAAGUAUUCUAUUCCAGCAGGCCAAGUGAUAGCACAGGACUAAACACACAUAGUACAAAGUACCAGGACCAGUGCAAGGGUCUAGGUUCGAACCCCCAGCUCCCCACCUGCAGGGGGAACACUUCACAAGUGGUGAAGCAGGUCUGCAGGUGUCUCUCUGUCUCCCCCUCCUCUCUCAAUUUCUCACUUUAUUUCCAAUAAAGUGGAAAAAAUGGCUGCUGGGAGCAGUGGAUUCAUAGUGCCAGUACCAAGCCCCAGUGAUACCCUGGAGGCAAAUAAUAAAUAAAUUAAUAAAUUCUAUUCCAUCUAUCUUUGGAAGCUCUGACCCAAAUCCAAGACAGAGUCAGCUGCUUCUAAUGAACCUAGCUGGUCUGCAGAAGAAUCCAGGACCUUGAAACAGCAAAACUGAGACCAAGGCAAGAUUGUGUAUACCUGAUCUGAAACAGUUGUUUAGAGUGAGCUAUGAGAUUCAUGUAGAAACUGCUGAUGGAAGAAUUUCUGCUUGACUGUAUGUGUAUGGUGUGGGGGGGGGAUGAGGGAGGGAGAGAUAAAGCAGAGAAUUGAAUAUAGAAAUGACCCCGAGUGGGCAUAGGCAUUAAUUUGUUUUAGAUCCACAUGUUCUCUGAAAACUGGUAUUAAAAAAUUCUAAAACAUU